This is a messenger RNA of Hibiscus syriacus, 1265 nucleotides long. Its product is annotated as E3 ubiquitin-protein ligase BIG BROTHER-like. Lineage: Eukaryota; Viridiplantae; Streptophyta; Magnoliopsida; Malvales; Malvaceae. The transcript has 9 exons. The record is from RefSeq and is a predicted model, not a curated record. Gene Ontology annotation, molecular function: ubiquitin conjugating enzyme binding; actin binding; ubiquitin-protein transferase activity. Gene Ontology annotation, biological process: protein ubiquitination; negative regulation of organ growth. The coding region runs from base 267 to 1016 and encodes 249 amino acids.
UUACUCUCUCACACACAUUUCAAUUUUCCCGAGAAAAUCUCGCAUUUUCUCACCCGAAAGAGAGCCGGAAAAUCGUAUAAUGAGGUUGUCUUUUAAAGUUUUCAGAGUAAAGAUCAACUGGAAAAGUAAGCUUUUCUCAAGAUUUACUCAUUGUUCGGCUUAGACUAUGGUUCAACGGAAUCUUUCUUGAAUACUAGAAGACUGAAAUUCGCUAUAAGCUUGUGAAAAUUUUGAGGAGAACAGUUAGAUUAGUUGGGUUUUUGAAAAUGAGUUGGAAUCCGUACAUGGAAGUUCAAUACAUCAACAGUGCCUACCCUUAUAAUAGUUCUGGCAGCUUUGUGGAAUAUUUCGAAGGUCUUACAUAUCAACAUGUCAAUUUCAUUUUUGACGGUGCCUCCCAUCUUCAGGAGAGUGUGUACCCAUCAAUGACUACAAGCUUUUACAAGUUUGGAUUAUCUGAUUUUGGCAAUAAUAUUUCAUAUUAUGAUCAUAGUCAUAGUUACGAUGGGGGUAACCAUGAACUAUGUGAUGAAGAAUAUAGAAGGGCAUCGGAGAAUUCCUCAUCAAUGAGCAAUGAACAAACUGCAGCAAUGAAUGUGGAAUGGGAAGGAAAUGCAAAUACAACCUCUCAAGAAAACACCGUAGAUUGUCCACGAAGGCAACAGAACUCUCAUGAUUAUCAGGUCAUUUGGCAAGAUGGUGUGGAUCCUGACAACAUGACUUACGAGGAAUUACUUGAAUUAGGGGAGACUGUUGGAACUCAAAGUCGAGGUCUUUCCCAAGAACUUGUAUCUUUGCUUCCAGUUUCAAAAUACAAGUGCAGCUUAUUCUCAAGGAAGAAAUCAAGGAAUGAGAGAUGUGUAAUUUGCCAAAUGGAAUAUAAAAGAGGCGAGAAACGGAUUACCCUGCCUUGCAAGCACGUCUACCAUGCCAGUUGUGGUAACCGAUGGCUUAGCAUCAACAAGGCUUGCCCCAUAUGUUACACCGAGGUGUUCGGUGACGCAUCAAAACAUUGAUGAAUUUAAUAACGAUGAACAUAAGGAAAAUAUUCGUGCAGUUUUCUUCAUUAAUCAUCGCUCAGGUUCGGGUGUUUUUCCUUUAAUACGUAGAUGUUUUGUUUAGUUCUUUUUACUUUCUUGAACAAAAGAAGAGUUUUGCAAUAAAUGAGAGGUCUGAACAUUGUAGAAAAUAUAUGGAUGUGUUAACUUGAAAAUCUAGAGAUUGUAUAGUGUUCUCAGUGAUGCUUUUUGUCUAUUUUUCCAAUU